Molecule: messenger RNA, 1299 nt
Organism: Sclerotinia sclerotiorum 1980 UF-70
Lineage: Eukaryota; Fungi; Ascomycota; Leotiomycetes; Helotiales; Sclerotiniaceae
Exons: 4
Coding region: 1-1299 (432 amino acids)
Biological process (GO): late endosome to vacuole transport via multivesicular body sorting pathway
Cellular component (GO): multivesicular body
Source: RefSeq, a predicted model, not a curated record
AUGGCGUCACAAAUCCCCCAGAAGCUAAAGACAGCCGACUUAACAAGAUUCAUCGUCAAGGCAGCACAACUCGAAAAUGCGAAGCCAGUCAUAUCAUAUUGGUGUGAAUUCUGGAUUGUCAAUCAGAUCCUCGCGAAAGGACUACAUAAUGGAGAUGCGGAAACGUUACAAUACACAACUACUUUGAUGGAUAAACUCGAGACGAUAAAAUCCGAAAACCCAGAUAAUGAUGCGAUCAUGGAUGAAACUGCAGGUCAGGCAUAUGUCGAACAAUUUGCCAUGGAAAUCUUCUCGAGGGCAGAUCGGGCUGUUGAAGCAAACAAGGUUACAAAACAAACUGCAGAUACAUUUCAAGCUGCAGCAACUUUCUUCGAUCUUUUGAAUAUCUGGUCACCACCGGACCCGGAAACUCAGGCCAAAAUCAAGUAUGCGAAAUGGAACGCUGUGCGGAUCGUAAGGGCAUUAAAAGAAGGGAAGGAUCCUAAUGAAUCUAAUCCCAAACCACAAUCGGCUCCCAAGGAUGACCUACCAACAUUAGAUCCGAACGAUCCUGAGGUGCAGCAGCUUGGGGAACAGAAAGCAAAGCAACCUUCCGUGGAAGAGGUGCAAGAUGAGCAAGAUGGAUUGGAAGCAAGGUUAGCAAGACAAUCAUCCUUAGAUCGUUCUUUGCAUCCUUCUGAACAAGUCUCUGCUCGUGCGUCCCCUACCAGCAAACCGGCUCCCUUUGAACCAUACCCGCGUGAUGGUUUUCCCUACACUGCAGUCCAAGAUGAAAACAUUUCGCCUCUUGAGCCAUCCCCGAAAGGCAGAAAUGGAUCGGUAGGUGGGGGAUAUUUCCCGGAGGUUCCAACUUUUACAUCAGAGCCUCGGGAUUCAACCUUACCAACGGCUCCUGCUCCAGAUAAUGCAUUCGAUCUCGGACUCACAGAUACAUCUUCUCUUGGAGCUCCUGGCCAAUCUACCGGAAUGAAACCAUCCUCUGAUCUUCAAUCGUUUCCACCUCCAACCUUACCUGGAGAACAACCAUCGACUACUGCACCUCAAGACUUUUAUCCUCGAUCACCACCAUAUGCAUCGCCCACCACCGACCAACCUACCUUCCAAUCUGGAUCUACCCAACACACAGCAGCAACUAUCCCAUCAGCGCCACAAUCUCGCGGACAAUUAAACACAGACGAUGAAGCAAUUGCCAAAGCACAAAAACAUGCAAGAUGGGCAAUUUCGGCAUUGAACUUUGAAGAUGCGGAAACGGCAGUGAAAGAGUUAAGGGCUGCACUGCAAACUUUGGGCGCGCAAUAA